This is a messenger RNA of Besnoitia besnoiti, 1170 nucleotides long. Its product is annotated as mediator complex subunit MED6. Gene Ontology annotation, biological process: regulation of transcription by RNA polymerase II. Gene Ontology annotation, cellular component: mediator complex. Lineage: Eukaryota; Apicomplexa; Conoidasida; Eucoccidiorida; Sarcocystidae. The record is from RefSeq and is a predicted model, not a curated record. Bases 1 to 1170 code for a protein of 389 amino acids. The transcript has 2 exons. Gene Ontology annotation, molecular function: transcription coregulator activity.
AUGCUGCCGGCGUCUGCUCCGCCUGCCUCCGCCUCGCCGGCUGCCGCGGCGCAGGCUUCGUCUCACUCGCUGUCUUCCUCUUCUCCUUCCUCUUCUCAUUCUUGUCCGCCGUUUCCUGCGUACCGGCAAGGCGCCUUGCAGCGGGAGUGUGCGCUAGAGUUCGCCGACUGGCGCUGGCUGUGUUCGCACGCACUGGACUCGGAGGGCGCGGCGCUGGAGUACUUUUACUUGUCGCCGUUUUACGUCGAGAUGGCCGGCGAAACGCUCAACGAGCGCCUGCGACGCGGCGAACGCAAUCUGUCAGACCUCCAGGGUCGGCUCUUCUCUGUCACCUACUCGAAUCUCGAUGUGCUUCGCUCGCAGGUGCCUGGGGCAGCUGGCGCGGCGGGCGCAGGGGCUGGCGCGGCGGGUGCAGGGGCUGGCGCGGCGGGCGCAGGGGCUGGCGCUUCGGCGGCGGAGGGCGAGGGAGGGGCUGCUGAGCUGGGGGUGGACUUCGCGGCGCGCUGCACCUUCUUCAACAGCCAGGCGCUGUUCCACAUAACGCUGCUGAAGCGCGAGCUUGCGCGGCACGGCGCGAUCCACACAGUGCCGCUGCGCGUCUACGCCGUCAUCUCAGGGAAGAUCUACCGCGUGCCCCCCCUCUCAGACAUCAUCCAGCAGAAAAUGGCUGCGGCGAUGGGGCACCUUGAGGGUUGCUUCGACGUGCUACAGGGCCGCCUCGCUCGCUGGAGCCUUGCAAACGGAUACACGUGGCGAGACUCGGGAACGAACCUCCGCGCCGGCGCCCGCCACCAGGCAGCGUGCGACACCGAAAGUGACCCAGACGAAGGUCUUUGCGUCAAUGAGGUCUUCAAAAAGCCCGGAUGCGAACCCGCCGUCCGCGUCCUCCACGAAGAGCAGAAUCUCCUCACCUCCGAAAUCGCAGCCCUCAUGGAGCGGAAGCGUCAAGCCGAGAAGCGGUGGGGAGCGCAGCGCGAGGCGGAGGCGAAGUUGCUGGCUGCGAUGGAGAAGAAAGUUGCGGCGUACAGACAGCUCAAGAUAGAGCGGCUUCGAAAGCUGCCUCCCUCGCAGCAUCUCGAAUUCCUCCUCCGACAAAAGAAACAACUCGAACAGCGCGCGCAGGAGCGCGCGGCGCAGGCCGAGGCUCAGCGCGCAGCCUUCGCGCGGUAA